Aedes albopictus (Asian tiger mosquito) is the source of this 991-nucleotide messenger RNA. RefSeq names its product splicing regulator SDE2. Bases 146 to 967 code for a protein of 273 amino acids. Gene Ontology annotation, cellular component: nucleus. Lineage: Eukaryota; Metazoa; Arthropoda; Insecta; Diptera; Culicidae. The transcript has 2 exons. The record is from RefSeq and is a predicted model, not a curated record.
UUGUUUGGUCGCAGAAGUGAAAGUUUUUGUUGAUGUUUCGAAACGUUCGGGUUACUUAUAAAAGAAUUUUCUGUAUAAUUUUGGUGCCAAAUAUUGAUAUUUUUUCGAUUAAAUCAUAGACACUAGCAGUGCACAGCCGAGCAUUAUGAUGGAAAUCAUCUACAACAAUCAUACGUUGCGGCUAUCCGGAACCAAUCUCAGUGAGACGAGCUUGCACGAAUUCCUGCAGAAGGAAACCGGUCUUCAACCUUCCGAGUACUACCUGACGCACAAUGGCAAACGAGUGGAUCCACAGCACAUCCAUUUCUUGGCAUCGGCCCCACUCCACUUGGUGGAGCGCCUCCCCGGUGGCAAGGGUGGUUUCGGUUCCAUGCUGCGAGCCAUCGGGGCCCAGAUUGAGAAGACCACCAAUCGGGAGGCGUGUCGGGAUCUGAGUGGCCGCCGUCUGCGGGACAUCAACGAGGAGAAGCGCCUCAAAGCGUACCUGGACAAACAGAAGGAAGCCCCGGAGGACGAACGGGCCAAGCUGCAGAAGAAAAUCGACAAACUGCUGGCCAAACCGAAGCACGAAUUCCACGACGAUGCGUACAAUCGCAGCCGGACCGAUUUGACGCAGAAUGUGGGCGAAGCGGUGCAGGAGGGCUUCCGGAAGGCAGUCGAGGCGGAGAAGGCCGGGGAAUCCGGCGUGAAGCGAAAGGCGGUGGACGACGGCAAGAAGGGGAAAGCCGUCAAGAAGAAAGCCAAGGGAGCGUUGUGGCUGGGAAGCGACGAUUUGGGGUCUUCCUCGGACGAUAGUAGCGAUUCGGAUUCGGAGGCGGAUUCGGCAUGUUCUUCCGGGGGCGGUAAGUCAAGUGAAGAGGGAGGUUUAGUGUCGUCGUCGACGUCGUCUUCGUCAUCGAAGCAAAUGGUGACUUCGGAGGACGAAAAGAGCAAUCAGGAUGGGCAGAAAGCUGUAGCUGCGGAAUAGAUUUGGUUUGAUGGGAGCACAAAA